AUGAUAGAAGGUCUAAAAGUGAAAGCCCUAAUAUGUGUGGUGGAGAUCAUUGAAAACGGAAUCAAUAGCAUACAUGCCAUGGGGAUUCUACUCUUUGCAUUGAAUAUUCUUAAAAAGGCCUCUGUCCUUGUAAGCAGAAUUCUGUGUGCGUGGAAUGGGAAACUAUCUUCUGAGUAUCCCAGGGACCCAAGAAGCAGGCUUGGUAUUUUCAAAAACAUGAACAUUGCAUUUAUCUGCGAUGGAAACAGAAGGUAUGCAAGAAAGCUUGGGCUUGAAGAUAGCUUCAUCAAGGACAAGGGACUCCAGAAGAUAUAUGAGUUCAUCGAAUUUGGAUGUUUCUACGGCAUUAAGGAGAUCUCUUUUUUCUGCUUUGCACUGAGCAACUUCAAAAGAAGUCCGGAGGAGGUGAAUAAACUGAUGGGACUUGUCAAGCAGAAAAUAGAAAGACCUAAGGAGAUAGGCAUCAGACCAAAGUUCCGGGUUUAUGGAAGGCUGGAUCUUCUCGAGGAAGAUGUCAGGAAGAGACUCAUGGAUAUUGAGGAGGAAUCUAAGAACAACACAAGUAUAAUUGUGAACAUAUUUUUUGCAUAUUCUGCAGAGGAUGAAAUCACCAGGGGAAUUCAAUUCAACAGCCAUGUUGACAUACUCAUAAGGACUAGUAACACAAAAAGACUCAGCAACUUCAUGAUCCGCCAAGUUGCAAAGGGGACAUCUGUGUUCUUUGCAAAGGCACUCUGGCCUGAGCUGACAACAGCACAUCUCUUCCUGAUACUUCUGAAGCAUCGACUGGAAAAUAAAUAUUUAUUGGGUUGA
Encephalitozoon cuniculi GB-M1 is the source of this 813-nucleotide messenger RNA. RefSeq names its product undecaprenyl pyrophosphate synthase. Gene Ontology annotation, cellular component: endoplasmic reticulum. The transcript has a single exon. Gene Ontology annotation, biological process: polyprenol biosynthetic process. NCBI's taxonomy places the organism in Eukaryota, Fungi, Microsporidia, Unikaryonidae. The record is from RefSeq and is marked provisional. The coding region runs from base 1 to 813 and encodes 270 amino acids.